Molecule: messenger RNA, 1766 nt
Organism: Phycomyces blakesleeanus NRRL 1555(-)
Lineage: Eukaryota; Fungi; Mucoromycota; Mucoromycetes; Mucorales; Phycomycetaceae
Exons: 3
Coding region: 47-1687 (546 amino acids)
Cellular component (GO): cytoplasm; extracellular region
Molecular function (GO): sphingomyelin phosphodiesterase activity
Source: RefSeq, a predicted model, not a curated record
GUCCCAUCAUUAUUAUUUUAUUUUAUUAUUUUACACUGGCUGGACCAUGAGCAGCAUUGACAAUCAAUCCCAUUCACCCGACCCACAAGGAGGAGGAGGAGAAGAGAGAGAAAGAGAAGAAGGAGAAGAAGGACCUUCAACAAGCUUUGACUACUCACCGCGUCACUCAGAAAUCACAGUGGAUGAGCCAGACCGACCCUUAGUAGAACAAAGCACCCCUCUAUCAAGAUCAUAUUCACAAGAGAGCGUCGUCAGUACUCAGUCUGCUCCACCGCCAUAUGAGCUCUACCCACGGGCGAGGUCAUUAGGUGGACGUAUUUACAACUGGCUGCGGAAGAUUCCACGAUUUGGGACCCAUCAAGCCAUCUAUCUCCCCACUCUCCCCACUCAUCGCCCCUUUCGAAGUGAUUCUCAUUCAACAGCGUCCUCAUCCGCUGAUUCAAUUGCUUCUUCUAAUCACACCCCAUGGUGCGUCUCAUUCUAUGAACGUAUCUACAAUGCUUGCCCCACUUCACCUCGUUUUGUGCUGACAGGCCAUAUGGCUCGUCUCCGAACCCUUCUUCUUUGUAUCUCAUUUUCGUUUCUCUUCUUGUUCUCCUUUCUUCUAUUCUGUGCAGUCUAUUUUUCACCUGCACCACUUCCUUCGCCUGUAGUUCCCGAUAAGGUUGCUCUUUCAUCCGCGAAUUUCCUGACCCUCAAUAUCUUUAUGCGUCCACCCGGCAUUCAAAACAACUGGUCGGAUUACAAGGACGACAGAUUGGACUACAUUGUGCGCUUUGUACUGCCAAAGUACGACGUCAUAGCUUUUCAGGAAUCUUUUGCAUUUGGUACCCGUCGAAAGGACCAUUUGAUUAAAGAAGCUAGGGCUCUUGGAUUCAAUCAUCAUGUUGAAUCCGAUAGACAUUUUCCUUGGGAGCUUGCAGUUGACGGUGGUCUUUUGCUUCUUUCCAGAUUUCCUAUUCUUGAGUCUAAUGUGGUUGAAUAUCCUCGGGGUGCGCACAGUGAUUGGCUAGCACGUAAAGGAGCCUUACAUAGUUUAAUCCAAUUGAAACCAGGAUACUCCAUGCAUAUUUAUACAACACAUGCUCAAGCAUCUUACGAGCCAGAUAAUAUGGGUGAUGUUCACAUUCGACUGUCACAAUUUGCAGGAUUACAUUCUUUGAUGCGCAACACUGCCAAGGAAGACAAUUUUCCAAUUUUACUUAUGGGCGAUCUCAACGUUGAUGCGUCUGUUCACAAAGUCGAUGAGCCAAUCACACGCCCUUCAAAGGAGAGUGGGUACGAGUACAAGUUAAUGAUGGGAGUAUUGUCUGGAGAGGGUGCUCAGAUUAAGGAAGGAGGUGGGCGUCUCUAUGAGGACCCUGAGUGGUCAUUGCAGCUGGAAGAUAUUGUCUACAAGACCCACAAGCACCACCCGGUUACCUUUGGAGAUGUGAUUGAGGUUGAUGGCGAAUUUGUUCCAGCAGAGACGGUCUUGACCGAUGCAAGUGAGAUGAUGACUAUGGAAAGUAUCGAUCGAAUGCUGUGGGCAAGCCGUGGAUCCGAUAGGUUUGAAGUCAAAUCUGUCGUUUUGGAGAAGUUUUUGAUCAGGGAGAACAAGGCACUAGGUGAUGAUGAGAAAGAAGCCAUACCGUUUACUCAAAUUUCAGAUCAUUAUGGAUUAAGUUGUGUUUUGGAAAUAUUAUGAUAGUGUUAGAUGAUUGCUUUUCUUUUUCUUUAUAUAAAUAAAUAAAUGCAUACACAUAUAUAAAAUGUCGUCCAUUAUC